CACACCCCGAGUUGCGCGUCACCAUGCAGUUCCCUAUCCUCGGUGUCAAAAAGAACCCACAGAGUCCCAUGUACACGCAACUGGGUGUCUUGACCAAGGGAACAGUCAUUGAGGUGAAUGUCUCGGAGCUCGGUAUGGUGACGGCAGGAGGCAAGGUGGUCUGGGGUAAGUACGCCCAGGUGACCAAUAACCCAGAGAAUGACGGCUGCGUCAAUGCGAUUCUUCUUGUAUAGCGUAUAUUUGUAUAGUUUUGGCGACAUCCUUCCUGCCCACUUCACUGCAUGCGCAUGCCUAGGCGGCGGCAAGCUGCCGUCCUCCUCAGUGUCCUUGCUCUCCUCCUACUGCUACGAUCCUAUGCGCCAGCUAUACGCGCUGGCCUCGCCGUGCAAGCCUUCCACUUGCGCUACAAGCAUCACCACGCUCUCUAUGCGAUUGGCUAUGCUUCGCUCUUGAGCAAAGAACCACUCGUCCAAGUCAUCGGACAAGACGCUUAUGAAGUCGUCUUUGAGCUACGCCAUGAUCGCAGACCCUCACCAGUUGCUCUGCUACUCGGUGACGAUGCCGUCGUCAUGCCAGCCAGACUCGACGCUUCUCGAGAUCACGACACGUUUGUCUAUCGCGCGCUCGUCACACGAACACAUGCUGCUGCAUUCCACUAUCGAGUCAAGGUCGGGGACUGGCUCUCAAAGACAUAUACCUGUGCGAGUUUUGGCGGAGAGACCAAGACCUGGCGUCUCGGUGUCGUGGGCGAUAAUCAAUUCGCAGCAAGUCUUUUCGUGCGCUUACUACGACGUUUGCGCCGACACUCUAUCGAUGGCAUGAUUCAUGUGGGUGAUGCUGUUCAGACUGCUGCGUCUGCGCGUGCCUGGUCCACCGACUUUUUCAUGCCAGUAGCAUAUGCCAGACUCACCAGUCUUGCAUGGCUCAUGGCGCGUGGCAACCAUGAUGCACCGAGCCCCUACUCGUCUGUCGCAACAGCCAAGUUGAUCCUACCUGGCAAUGUCUGCUUAUUACUGCUAGACAGCAAUACUGACCAGGAAAACUGGUUGCAAGAAGCACUCUCCACAAAACCAUGCAUGUCUGCGGCAAAACGCAUCGUAGUCGUGCAUAUCCCGGCAUUUGUCGAGUUUUGGGAACCAGAGGCAUGGACGACAGGUGGCGAAUCGCGAUGGGGUCAUAUUGUCAAGGAACGGUAUGUGGCAUUGUUUGAAAAGUACGAGGUGGACUUGGUGCUUUCUGGGCAUCAGCAUAACUACCAGCGUGGCAAAGUCAAGGGCGUGACAUACAUCACGACAGGUGGCGGUGGUGGCACGUUGGAUUAUGAGCGCGUCGUGCCUGAACAAGCGUCCGUCAUGAGCGUCACUGAACUAGAACACCACUACGGAACACUCGAGCUUUUGCCAGAAGGCGUCCUCUCAUACACCAUGCGAGGAAUGGAUGGUAAAAUUCAUGAUAGAGUGUUUCUGUAAUUAUGCUUCUUGCCUCUUGCCAGCAGACUCCCACUCUUGGAUGAUACUCUUGUAGAAGUCCAUAUUGGCGCGUGCAAAGUCCCGCAUGCUCGCCUUCAUCUCGACGCCUUUUGUACUCUCGAAAAUCUUGACCUCACGCACAACCUCCUCGUCAAAUGCUUCACUCGUAAGACGCGCUGAUUCAACUUCUGACUGUAAUUCAUGCACUUUUGUCUCCAGCUUGCGUAGCUUUUCCUUGCGAACAGCAUCAUGAUUCAAACCACGCA
Molecule: messenger RNA, 1735 nt
Organism: Protomyces lactucae-debilis
Lineage: Eukaryota; Fungi; Ascomycota; Taphrinomycetes; Taphrinales; Protomycetaceae
Product: Metallo-dependent phosphatase-like protein
Exons: 1
Coding region: 282-1469 (395 amino acids)
Molecular function (GO): acid phosphatase activity
Source: RefSeq, a predicted model, not a curated record